Messenger RNA from Echinococcus granulosus, 957 nucleotides. RefSeq lists its product as hypothetical. The transcript is spliced from 9 exons. Gene Ontology annotation, molecular function: single-stranded DNA binding. Lineage: Eukaryota; Metazoa; Platyhelminthes; Cestoda; Cyclophyllidea; Taeniidae. The coding region runs from base 1 to 957 and encodes 318 amino acids. The record is from RefSeq and is a predicted model, not a curated record. Gene Ontology annotation, biological process: DNA damage response.
AUGUGUGGCAGAACAGCUUGUUCCUUGAGAAAGGAAAGUAUAUUGGAACGUCUGGCGUCGCAAUUCAAUGGUAAGAAGAAAUUUGAAUGGCGGUCUGCUCAGUCGGUGGGUGAUUUUGCUCCCUCAUUUAACAAAGCCCCUGGAAGUUUCAAUCCUGUCAUAAUCUCAUCAUCACAUUUAAAUUCUGCAUUUGAGUGCAAUGCACAGUUGGGGAUCGUUCAGGUUAUGCUCUGGGGUCUCAUUCCCUCAUUUGUGUCAAAUACACUACAGCAGGCCUCAUCCGGAAACAAGUUCGCCACAACAAAUGCCAGAGCUGAGAAUAUUCUUGAACGACCAUCCUAUAUGGACUGCAUCAAGCACCGUCGAAGAUGCGUUAUAUUGGCACAGGGUUUUUACGAAUGGAAGAAACUUGAAGGGGGCAAAAAAACACCGUUCUUCAUCUCCCUUCCUGGAGAGAGUGAGCCGCUUAUGCUUCUAGCUGGCUUCUUUUCUGUGAAUAGGGAAAAAUCACUCUUCUCUUACAGCAUUAUUACAACAGGGGCUGUUAAUGAAGUGGCAAAUAUACAUGAUCGUAUGCCGGUCAUUUUCCGGGACCCUGAAGACAUAUUCGAGUGGAUUAAUCCAGAAUUGUGUUCGCCUGUUUCUGUGAGCUUGUUAACAUUGCUCAUUUUAUCUCCCACCGUGAGGUUUCUACAACAACUGAUAAAUAAGUUGAAACUACUCGAAUUGAAGAUAUACCCUGUCACCCCCUUGAUGAAUUCUACUUCAUUUGACUGUCCUCAGUGUAUUGAGCCUUUGGACCAUUCAAAACCGUGUGUUUAUGCGCGUUCGGUUCGGGACUGCCCAAAGGACAGAAAGAUUGCCCAAUUCUUCACUAUGAAACGAAAAAUUUUCGAAAACACUGAAUCCACACUUGAGGAGGAACCCACUUCGAAAAAGAGACUUGAGGAUUUGUAA